This is a messenger RNA of Paraglomus occultum, 1422 nucleotides long. The record is from the annotation of a GenBank genome assembly. NCBI's taxonomy places the organism in Eukaryota, Fungi, Glomeromycota, Glomeromycetes, Paraglomerales, Paraglomeraceae.
AUGGCAACGACUACGGAAAUCUCUUCUACCGAUUCAAUUUCUGGUCGAGACAUUUUAUUUAAGACGCCAGGUCUUCUAGACGAUAGCAAUAAGGAUGCUCCGCACACAAUAACCGAUCAAACGCCCACCCGAUUUUUGGCUCGAUGUUCUAAACUAGACUUGGAACCCAAUCCAUUCGAACAAAGUUUCUCCCAUAUAACUCCACUAGGAGAUACCCCCGGCACCAACAGUCCUAAACCAAGCCUCCCUCCAGUAGCAGAAAUUACCAGUCCAGCAGCAGGAGGAACGAGUGCAUCCGAAAGAUAUGGCUGGAAUUUACAAUCACUCCGUUCCGGUCCAUUAUCUCCCGCAAUGUUGGGAGGACCUCAGAACUAUGAUGGCAUCGGCGUAACAGCAAAUGGCCGCACCGGUACCACUCCUCUCGGUUUCCAAUCUUUUGAAUCCCCUCGAUCGGCUGCUCUCUAUGGCGCACAGUCACUUGCUCUUGCAUCAGCAUUUAACAAUUCAUCAAAUACACUGAAGCCUGGUGGUGGACUAAUGGCUGGCCAGUUCGGGCCCAAGGCUGUGUCUAAUGUGAAUGGGGCAGCCGUUGUCAGUACGCAGAACGGAUCAGAAAUUAAUAAUGAGGACGUAGUACCCACAAAGACAGAACGAGAAGAUUAUGGAUCGAACGCAAUCACAAAUUCGACGACAUCAUCUACUCGCUCAAGAUCGACAAAGUCUAAAACAAAUGGUGUUCGACCACCCAGCCCGACAGACCACAACUCCACAGAAUCUGAAGACGAAAGCGACGAAGCCCAGUCCAACGCAGGAAACGAUGCAUAUACAAAUUCACCAAAGAAUUCAAAGACGAAUCAUCGCCGCAAGGCGUCCGAAGAUCUUACGGAUCAGCCUGCACAAAAGAAGAGCAAUCAAAAGACAAAAAAUGAUUUAUCUGAUGCGGAGAAACGGAAAAACUUUUUGGAAAGAAAUCGCCAAGGCAUGACUAUUAUAACUAGCAUUUCCGCCCUCAAAUGUCGCCAACGUAAGAAACAGUGGCUCGCCAAUCUCCAAGCCAAGGUCGAAUAUCUGACUAACGAGAAUGAACAGUUGCAAAGUCAAGCAACAUCUCUUCGUGAAGAGAUUCUUAAUCUGAAGACAUUGCUGCUUGCGCACAAAGAUUGUCCAAUUGCUCAAGCAAAUGGAGUUUUGGGCAUUGAAGCACUCGCGCAUUCGCAAGCAGGCAUAACAGCACUUCACGGAGUACCGAUAGGUAUGAACAUGGGUAUGUUGCAGAAUACCAUACCAAAUGUACACGCACCAAAUCUUGCGACAGGCGUUGGAGUGCCGAGUGUUCAGCAAUCGGUGAAUGUACCUUCUCACAUACAAGUACAGCCGCAUAUUAGUAAUCACGUCAAUGGGCCUGGGUUUAUGAGAAUGUAA